UUGGCCUCCCAGAGUGCUAGGAUUAUAGGCGUGAGCCACCGUGCCCAGCUGAAUAUCUCUUGAUUCAUCAAAAUAUCUCUUAAUUUCAGUAGAUCUGGGAUGGGGCCUGAGAUUCUGCAUUAAGCUGAAUUGCUUAUUGCUGGUCCAUUGACCAGACUUUGAGUAGCAAGAGCCUGCUCCAGGAUAACAAUGGCCACUUGAACCUAGUCUUCCACUUUCUAAUCCAUGGCUAUACCUAAGAAAAACUCAAUUCUUUUUCAAAAAUAGAGGUCUGAUAUUGCCCAGUCUUGCUUUUUCUAUGUCACAGAAGAUUUGCGAAGCUACAGACAGAAGAUAAAAAAGUCAAGUCAGCCAUAGAGAUCAAUUCAGAGUUAAACAUGAACAAUUUGAUGUAUAUUCUUUUAGUCCUUUCUUUUUUUGCAUGUAAAAAUGUAUUUAGGUUAUAUCUGUAUUUUUUAAACCACAACGGGAUGGAUCACUUAUCAUUCUUUUGUUGCCUGAUGUAUAAAUUUGCUUUCUAUGUUUGAGGCUUUCUCUGUUUUAUAAAGUAGAAUCUGCCUUCUCUAUAUGAUAAAAAUGCCUGAUGUUCUUUUUCUUAACGUUCCUUACAACUGAGAACCGGGCACUUGGUGCAGCCAUGCAGAUGAAUCCUCUUUAGACUUUGAUUCAGGAGCUGGUGACUCAAAGCAGCAGGGAUGACGCAGAAUCUGCUCUGGCCAGGGCACAGCAGUGAUGGCAGCUACAUCCUGUUUCCAGAGGCAUCAGAGACAGCUGUUGUGAGGCAGUCUGCAGUGUCCAGCACCCAAGAAGUUGGCAGUGCAAACCAUGGGGUCACUGCUUGGCAGCUGGAGUGGUGACUUCAUGGGACCAGCUCUGCAGAAUGCUUUGGCAGACCCAGAGAUGGAUCUUGACUGCAAGGAUAGACAUGCAGCUUGUCUUUUUAAAGAAACAUUCUGUGAUGGAGGAGGGAGCCUCAAAAUUUGGAAAAGACCCUCAAUUGGCCGACUUGGUUCCUCCAGGAAUUGUCCCUCCCGAGGUGGUGACAAUAGAUCUUCUGUGGAGGGAAUUACUGGGAGAGUGUUCAGCUUCAGUAAAGGCGCCUUUCAGGAUGUUUUAGAAAAUAAUUAUGAGAGCUUACAUGUACUAAAUGUUGAAAGAAAUGGAAAUAUUAUUUAUACUUAUAAGGGUGAUAAGGGACAUAUCUUCUUUGGAUUAUAUGAUUGCAAAACCAGACAAAAUGAGCAUCUGUAUACCUUUGAGAAAGACUUGCAGGUUGUCAGUUGCUCUGUCAACAGUGAAAGAACUUUGCUUGCUGCAAGUUUGGCUCAAUCUACUAAAGAAGGAAGAAGGAAUGAGCUUCAACCAGGAUCAAAGUGCUUAACUUUGUUAGUUGAAAUCCACCCUAUUAACAAUGUGAAGGUUCUAAAAGCAGUGGAUAGCUAUAUUUGGGUACAGUUCCUCUACCCAUAUGUUGAAAGCCAUCCUCUUUCAGAGAACCAUCUGUUACUGAUUUCAGAAGAGAAAUAUAUUGAGAAAUAUCAUAUCCAAGUCACCCAAGAAGAUGGAAAUAGAGUGGUGAUUAAAAAUUCUGGCCAUCUCUCGAGAGACAGAAUAGCUGAGGAUUUUGUUUGGGCUCAGUGGGAUAUGUCAGAGCAAAGAUUGUACUACAUUGACCUAAAGAAAUCAAGGAGUAUCUUAAAAUGCAUCCAGUUUUAUGCUGAUGAGAGCUUUAAGUUAAUGUUUGAAGCACCCUUGGACAUAUCAUUAAGUGACUCAGGAUUUAAACUUGUCAACUUUGGGUGUGAUUGUCGUCAAGGCCAAGAGAAAUUAUCCAAACACCUGACUCUGUGUGUUUUUACCAACCAUACAGGAAGUUUGUGUGUCUGUUACAGCCCGAAGUGUGCUUCUGUGGAACAAAUUACAUAUUCAGUGUUUUACAUUCAUAAAGGACACAGCAAGACCUUCACUGCUGCUCUCGGGAGUGCUGGCACACACGUGACAAAAGGCAUUACUUUUCUCAACCUUGACUACUAUGUGGCUGUUUACUUACCUGGUCAUUUCUUCCAUCUGCUUAACAUUCAACAUCCAGACUUGAUCUGCCACAGUCUGUUUCAGGCAGGAAAUAAUGAAAUGAUUGAUAUGCUACCUCAUAGUCCUUUACAGUCACUGUCAGGGUGCCUGGUCCUGGAUUGUUGUUCUGGAAAGCUCUAUAGAGCACUCCUCAACCAGUCGUAUUUAUUAUGGUUCCUAUGGAACACCUGCCUAGACUGUGAGAAGAUGGCCGCCCUGCACUGUGUGCUGUCCUGUGGCCGAGGCCUACGGGUCCUGGAGGGCCAGAUUAUUCAGUGGGUUUCUGAGAACGUCUCUGCCUGCCAUUCAUUUGACCUCAUUCAGGAAUUUAUAAUUGCUUCUUCAUAUUGGAGUGUAUAUCCAGAGACAAGUAACGUGGACAAACUUUUGCCAUAUUCCUCAGUGCUCACUUGGAAUACAGACAUUCCUGGAAUAACCCUUGUGACAGAAGACAUCGAGUUGCCUCUUAUGAAGGUACACACCUUUAAGGGCUACUGGGAAAAACUGAACUCCAACCUAGAAUAUGUUAAGUACACCAAGCCACACUUGCACUACAACAACAGCGUGGUCAGGAGAGAAUGGCACAACCUGAUUUCCGAAGAGAAAACAGGAAAAAGAAGGUCCACUGCAUAUGUGAGGAAUAUUCUUGAUGAUGCAAUAAAGGUGAUUUCUAACCUAGAAGCGAGGAAUUUGGAGCCACGAUUAACGCCCCUCUUGCAGGAGGAAGACAAGCACCAGAGGCUGCUGAUGGGGCUGAUGGUGUCUGAGCUACGAGACCAUCUUUUGAGACACCUACAGGGUGUAGAAAAGAAGAAAAUUGAACAGAUGGUUCUGGACUACGUUUCAAAGCUGCUGGAUCUCAUUUGCCGCAUACUGGAAACCAUUUGGAGGAAACAUAAUCUUCAUUCCUCGGUUCUCCACUUCAAGGGGCAUGGCGGUGCUGCUGAAUUUGCCGUCUUUCACGUCAUGACCAGGAUUUUGGAAGCUACUGACAGUUUGUUUUUACCUCUGCCUCCUGGUUUUCACACCCUGCACACCAUCCUUGGGGUUCACUGCCUCCCUUUGCACAACCUGCUGCAUUACAUCGACAGUGGAUUGCUGCUUCUCACUGAAACAGCUGUCAUAAGGCUCAUGAAAGAUCUGGACAAUACAAAGAAAAAUGAAAAACUGAAAUUUAGCAUCAUUGGACGGCUUCCUCCGCUUAUUGGUCAGAAGAUCUGCAGACUUUGGGAUCAUCCUAUGAGUUCUAACAUCAUUUCCCGCAACCAUGUGACACAGCUGCUGCAAAACUAUAAGAAACAGCCUUGGAAUUCUGUGAUUGACAAGUCGUCAUUCAGAGUGGAAUUUCUACCUCUGAACUACUUCAUUGAAAUUCUGACAGAUAUAGAAUCCUCCAAUCAAGCUCUGUAUGCUGCUCAAGGGCAUGACAAUGUGGACGCGGAAUUUGUAGAGGAAGCGGCUCUGAAGCACACCACAAUGCUUCUAGGCUUAUAGAAGAGAAAAUGUCAUUGGAUCUGCUUCUAAUAUUUUAAUCUUGCUCGUUAACUUUACUCUUGUUGAGACUUCUUUAGCAAUAUUUAAAAUUGGUUACAAAAAUCUGAAUAUAUUGUUGCACCAUCUGAAUUUUAGCUGGGUAUUUGUUCAGACAGAACUAAACUGCUGUACCUCAUUCCAGUUUUGAAUCGCCAUUGCGCAGUCAGGUGUAGAGAAAUGAACAGUCCAAGGAGGCAGACAGUGGCAUAGAUGAUGCUCUUCCUAGUGGCUUGUCUUCCUAGCUCUGGCUUAAUAGGCCAAGAGCUAGUUUCUGUUGCACUGUGGCCUAUGCUUUAAAAAUGUAGGUAACAGUGGUUGGAGAGCAAAACAUAGGUAUGCAAUUGAAAUAACAUGCAACAGUUUUAUGCUUGUUAUAUAAGAACACUACUUGGAAAGAGGCUAACUUAAAAAAAAACAAACCAAAAAAAACCCAACUGAAUUUGGACUAAAUCAAAUCUGCCAUCUCCAGUACAGAAUAAUUUGUAACAUACAGUAAUUUGUGCUUAGUAUUUAGAGUGGGGUUUGUGUUCUGUGAUAGUUCAGAUUAAUCUGUAUUUAAUUUUUUAUAUUUAUAAGUUUGAUUUAGUAAAAUCUUGUCAUUAAAAAGAACUCUGAAAGUUUUA
Messenger RNA from Microcebus murinus (gray mouse lemur), 4226 nucleotides. Lineage: Eukaryota; Metazoa; Chordata; Mammalia; Primates; Cheirogaleidae. The record is from RefSeq and is a predicted model, not a curated record.